CCUGCCCACCCCCCUGGCCUUGGGGGCUCAGGUAUAUCCAGGGGGCCCUUGGGGCUCGGGAGGCCUUGGCGAUGGCGUCGGCACUGCUGGUGACACUGGUGGCCUUGGUGGCCGUGCUGGGUGGGGGGGUGGAGGCCCAGUGCCCCAGCGCCUCCGAGGUGCGCACCGCCAACGGCACCCGCCUGUGCGCCCUGCUCUACACCGACAACAGCCCCUACUACGACCAGUGCUGCGCCGGCGACGUGCUGGAGGUGGAGCCGGACAGCGAUGUGCCCUACAUGCCCUUCAAGUGGUCUGGCCGCACCUCCUCGCUCGUGGUGGGCACCCGCUGCGAGCUCAACGUGUGGUCGCGCAGUGGCAAGGAGGGCAGCACGCGGCGCUUCAGCGCCGGCGCGGUGCCGCGGCUGCAGGAGGUGCGCCGGGGGCUCUUCGGAGACUGGAACGACGCCAUCCGUGGGUACUACUGCACCUGCAAGUGAGGGCGUGGCCACGCGGGCAGGGGGCCAGAGCCAGGGGGACAGCGAGUCAACGUGAGUCAACGUGGGCCAAGUCACACCAACAUGGGCCAACACACGACAACACAGGCCAAGACGAGUCAACCUCAGCCAACGUGAGUCAACACAAGUCAACGUGGGCCGCGUCGUGCCCCUCGUGAGCCCACGCGUGUCCCAUGGGCCGACACGUGUCAACAUGGCCAUGACCUGUCCCUGCCCCCCCUCUUGUAGGAAAUAAAGCCCUGAGGCAGCAGCA
Molecule: messenger RNA, 750 nt
Organism: Corapipo altera (White-ruffed manakin)
Lineage: Eukaryota; Metazoa; Chordata; Aves; Passeriformes; Pipridae
Product: syncollin-like
Exons: 1
Coding region: 72-479 (135 amino acids)
Biological process (GO): exocytosis
Cellular component (GO): secretory granule membrane
Source: RefSeq, a predicted model, not a curated record